AUGUUACUGCGUUGCAGUUUACGCAGGCAUAAGAGUUACAGGAAAAGCCUGUACCGACAUCAAUAUCUGCAAGUGGUGAUUGUCCUGCAUCGACAGUCUGGGAAGAUUUCGAAGAAAUUUCACUAG
Brugia malayi is the source of this 126-nucleotide messenger RNA. RefSeq lists its product as uncharacterized. Lineage: Eukaryota; Metazoa; Nematoda; Chromadorea; Rhabditida; Onchocercidae. The transcript is spliced from 2 exons. The record is from RefSeq and is a predicted model, not a curated record. The coding region runs from base 1 to 126 and encodes 41 amino acids.